Molecule: messenger RNA, 2542 nt
Organism: Dromiciops gliroides (monito del monte)
Lineage: Eukaryota; Metazoa; Chordata; Mammalia; Microbiotheria; Microbiotheriidae
Gene: PLAUR
Product: plasminogen activator, urokinase receptor
Exons: 7
Coding region: 40-1041 (333 amino acids)
Cellular component (GO): plasma membrane
Source: RefSeq, a predicted model, not a curated record
GGGCUGUAGAGAGACAGAAGAGUUCACAGCUCGCUGGACAUGAGGGCGCUGACCCUGUGUCUCCUCUUGCUGGCUGCUGCCCAGGCUCAAGUAUCCUCGGGCUUGCGUUGUUACCAUUGCGAGAGUCACGGGGAGUGCACGAUCGAGACGUGCCUCCCAGGGCAGGAGUUGUGCCGAACCACCGUAUACUAUAACCGCUGGAAAGGAGGCCAGGAGCUGGAGGUGGUGGUGAGGGGCUGUGCUGUGACCGGGAAAGACAACAGCUCCAUGUCCUACCGAACAAGCCAGGAGAUAAUCAUGCUGAAGGAGACCGUGUGUGACUUUGACCUCUGCAACCACCCAGAUGCCCGUCCCUCCCCUACUUUCCCUGGGGCUCGGCGCCUUGAGUGUGAAUCCUGUGCUUCCUCUGACCAGAGCUGUGAACGAGGCCGGACCCUGACCCUUCGCUGCCCAGACCCCACAGACCAGUGCUUGGAGCGGAUCACACAAAGCGGCCCUGAAGCGGGCCCUUUGGACGAGCGCUAUGUUCGCGGCUGUGGGAGUUUUCCUGACUGCCCAGGUCCUACAGGCUUCCACAACAAUGACACUUUUCUCUUCCUGAGAUGCUGCAACCACAGCCAGUGUAUCAGUGGCCCAGUGAUGAAACUCUCAGACCUUCCCCUCAAUGAACUUCAGUGUCACAGCUGUGAGGGCAAUGGGACCCAUGGCUGCUCCCCAGAAGAGACAGCCGUCACUGCCUGUCGGGGCCCCAUGAAUAGGUGCUUUGAAGCCACAGGCACUCACCAACACUGGGGUCCUGGCUACACUGUCCGAGGCUGUGUGGCCCCCACCUGGUGCGAGACCCCGCAUCUGACUGCCACCUUUUUCGAUCUGACCGAGCCAGAAAUCUUCUGCUGCUACAGCAAUGAGUGCAAUGAAGCGACUCGAGAUGCCAAACCCCGAAAAAAUGGGGCAGGACUCAGUCUUCUCCCUGGCCCUCUCACCCUCAGCCUGUUUCUGAUGCUGGUGACCAUGAACUUGAUCCCUGCCAAGGUUGCCUGAUCCAGCCCCAUCCUGCUCCCCACCCCACCUUCCCAUCAUAAUUUAAUAUUUUAUAUGUGACAGAAGGUUUUGUAUGGAUUGUAGAGUCUAAACCCCCUCAUCUGCCUUCAGUCCUAGCCCUGUCUAGAUAAAAGGCCAGGGCCCAGAGAAGAGGAAAAAGACUGGAUGGGGCCUAGAGUGCUAGAAUCAGGUCUGCCUGGUGGUCCUUAAUGGGCUCUCCCUGAGGCUGGCUCUAUCCCUUCCAAGGGCACUACCCCUCCGAAAUGGAGCGUGAUGCUUGGAAGAGAGAGGACUACAUUUCCCACGAUGCCUCGGGAAAUGAGGCCCAGACUGCACCUUCCAUGAAUCAGUGGUGAAGGACUAGGACUACACCUCCCAUGAUGCUCUGGGAGAGGACUCCCCCUUGCAAGGAACUUCAAUAUCUUAGCUUUUUAAGGGACCUUUCAGAAGCCCUGUCAUCCAACCUAUUCUUGAACAAGAGUAGUAUCCAACGAGUGACCAUCCAGCUCAACCUUUGUUUGACUGCACCCAUUUAGACCCAACCUCCUGCCUUUCAAGGCACACAGGCAAUGAGCAUUUAUUAAGUGCUUACUGUGUGCCUAAAUGCUGGGGAUAGAAAUACAAGAAGAAAGAACCAGAGUCCCUGUCCUCAGUGAGCUUAUAUUCUAAUGGGGGAAGACGAUACUUAAAAGUAGCUAUCGAGAAGAAGGAAGGUGCCCAGUCCAGAGAUCUGAGGGAAAGGGGCAGCUAGGUGGCACAAUGGAUAGAGCACCAGCCCUGGAUUCAGGAGGACCUGAGUUCAAAUCCGGCCUCAGACACUUGACACUUAUUGGUUGUGUGACCCUGGGCAAGUCACUUAACCCAAUUGCCUCACCAAAAAAAAAAAAGAAGAAGAAGAAGGCAAUGAAGCCAUCUCCAGAACGGAGGCACUGGCAAGGGGCUCGCCAAUGGGAGUCCUCAUUCCACUCUGGAACAGCUCCCGUUCUGAGCAUGUUCCUCUUUGUAACUGGUUCUGCCUUCUUGGCCAUGGCAUCCCUUCAGAGAAUUAGAGACACUUCUUGUGCCUCUCUAGGUCUUCCUCUCUCCAGGGUCUUCACCAUCCUACAGCACUGUCUUUCUUAAAUGUGGUACCACAAGAGUGGCAUGACCUGGACAGUUCGGAGGAACACUCCCCCUCUUCCUGGAAGCUAUGCCCUCUCAGGCCAGCCCAGGAACAAUUAGCCCCCCCUCAUAUUUAUGAUUCAUAUUGAACUUGCAGGCCCCUGAAAACCCUUGUUUGUUUUUUAACAAACCCUAACCAAGCCCUCUCCUCUUUUUGUCCUUGUGAAGUUGAUUUUUUUUUACUUCAUUUUUUAAUUUCUCUCUGCAAUCCACUUCCUGAAUCUCAGGACUUUUUUUUUAAAUAUAUAUGUAUUUAUUGAAUAUUUUAUUUUCCCUCAUGACAUGUAAGAACAAUUUUUACAUUAUUUUUUUAAAUUGUUGAGUUCCAAGUUCUCUCCUU